AUGUUCCAACCAAUGCUAAAAAGCACAGCCGGUGCCAGAGGGUACAGCCGGUGCCAGGGUACAGCCGGUGCCAGAGGGUACAGCCGGUGCCAGAGGGUACAGCCGGUGCCAGAGGGUACAGCCGGUGCCAGAGGGUACAGCCUGGCCUCGAUAUCAGCCACCAGGGUCUCAUCUGUUGGUUUGCAUCGAAGGGGGAGUGUCCCGAUCAACUCGUGA
Pochonia chlamydosporia 170 is the source of this 216-nucleotide messenger RNA. RefSeq lists its product as hypothetical. The transcript has a single exon. The coding region runs from base 1 to 216 and encodes 71 amino acids. Lineage: Eukaryota; Fungi; Ascomycota; Sordariomycetes; Hypocreales; Clavicipitaceae. The record is from RefSeq and is a predicted model, not a curated record.